Messenger RNA from Morchella sextelata, 756 nucleotides. RefSeq lists its product as uncharacterized. Lineage: Eukaryota; Fungi; Ascomycota; Pezizomycetes; Pezizales; Morchellaceae. The record is from RefSeq and is a predicted model, not a curated record. The transcript has 5 exons. Gene Ontology annotation, biological process: fatty acid beta-oxidation. Gene Ontology annotation, cellular component: peroxisomal matrix. The coding region runs from base 1 to 756 and encodes 251 amino acids.
AUGUCAGACCCAAUCCUCCUCGAAGUCAAGAAGAAUGUCGCGCUCAUAACCCUCAACCAGCCCAAGAAGCUCAACGCCCUCUCGGGCACCCUCUACUACGAGCUCGCCCAGCUCAUGCGUAAAGUCGCCGACAUGCCCGACGUCACGGUGACGGUGCUGACGGGGACGGGGAGAUACUUCUCGGCCGGUGCCGAUGUUGCGGUGAAUGUGGCGGAUGGAGCGCCGGCGAAGGAUGAGGACGAGCGGAAGUACUAUCUGCGACGUUUCGCCGCGAAUAACUUGGAGGUGGCCAAGGCCUUCUACGAGCACCCAAAGAUCCUCGUCGGCGCACUUAACGGCCCCGCCGUCGAAAACACCUUCAUCCUCACCCCCUUCACCUCCCUCGGCCUCGUCGCUGAAGGUAUCGCCUCAACAAUGUUCGUCCGCCGUCUCGGCUUCGCAAAAGCCAGCGAGGCCCUCCUCCUGUCCAAGCGCAUCAGCGCCCCCGAGCUCGUGGCCUGCGGCUUCAUCAACAAGCUCUUCCCCGCCGAGGGCUUCCGCGAGCGCGUGCUCGAGUUUGUGGACGACGUGAUGGGUGCGCACCUUAACCAUGAGAGUAUGCUGGGCGUGAAGGCGCUUAUGAGGGAGCCAUGGAGGGAUGAGAUAGAGAAGGCGGGGGUUAGGGAGGCGUUUGCAGGGUUGGAUAGGUUUGUGCAGGGCGCGCCGCAGAAGGAGUUUGCGAGGUUGGCGAGUGGGGAGAAGAGACAUAAGUUGUAG